Molecule: messenger RNA, 1782 nt
Organism: Neomonachus schauinslandi (Hawaiian monk seal)
Lineage: Eukaryota; Metazoa; Chordata; Mammalia; Carnivora; Phocidae
Gene: BTBD16
Product: BTB domain containing 16
Exons: 17
Coding region: 1-1737 (578 amino acids)
Source: RefSeq, a predicted model, not a curated record
AUGAGGGACAAGGUGGUCCAGGACAAGGUGUUUCUUCCCCCCUCUUUUCAUAAUCACCAGUACCGUCCAGGAAAAUGCUGCAUCCGGACUGCAUCUAGAUUCACAUUCCACAGUGUUCGAUCGCCCGCCAUAUUCCAGGCACUAAAGCGUGGUUCCCAAACUUCCUCUUACCAUUUUAACAUCAUCGCCUUCGCCAUCAUCAGGAUUUUCUCCCUUCUUUUGCUUCCCAAGCAGCACAGAGCUCGGCUGGAACGUCGAAUGGUUGGCUCAACCAACCGGUGGCGUUUUCCCAGAGAGCCUUUCUCUGGGGACCUGCUGGGACUUUCCCAGAUGUGCAAGGCUUUGAACGUGAACUUUGAAGAAGCUCUGAAGAACCCAGACAGGUUGUGUAUUUCACAAAUCCAGAAAAUUUUCUCGGGAAACUUGAAGAACAAGACCAUCCAAACUGGGGAGGCAGACGUGAUUCUUACAUGUCUUGGCUCCAAAUGGGAACUCCACCAGCCCCAGCUUUUCCAGUCCAAGACCUUGGCCAAGCUCUACCUGAUGGCACUGGCCCAGGGCACCACAAGCCCCACAAAGGAACUGGAGAGGCUUCUGCGAGCUCAGUUGCGUGGGAAUGUCAAGGAAAGACCCCCCAUAAAGAAGAUGAUCAUUUCCUUGAAGAUCAAUGACCCCCUGGUCACUAAAGUUGCCUUCGCCACGGCCCUGAAGAGCCUCUACCUGAGCGAGGUGGAGGUAGACAUGGAUGACGUGCUGGGCUUGUUGGCUUCCGCGCACAUCCUCCAGUUCAACAGCCUGUUUCAAAGGUGUGUGGUCAUGAUGAUGAACGGACUCAUGCCAAGCACCAUCAAGAACUUCUACCUGGCUGGCUGCAAGUACAAGGAAGAGCCGCUCACCACUGCCUGCGAGAAGUGGCUGGAAAUGAACUUGGUCCCUCUGGUGGGGACACAGAUCCACCUCCGGAAAAUCCCACAGGAGCUGCUCCACAAAGUGCUGCGGUCCCCCAGGUUGUUCACUUUUAACGAGUUUCAUCUUCUGAAAACGCUACUUUUGUGGGUCUUCUUGCAACUGAACCACAAAGUCCAGACAGUUCCGGUGCCUGAAACUGUGCUGGCAUUUUUUAACAGCUUCCCCAAGAAGUAUUCCUUUCUGGAUCAGGACACAGGACAGAGCUUGGUGCCGCUCUUCCUUUGCCUGCGUCUGCACGGCAUCAUCAGAGGCAAAAAUCUGGAGGAGUUAAGGCACAUUAAUUUCUUCCCAGAGUCCUGGCUGAUCCGGGUUACAGCCAACCAUUACCACGCACUGGAGAGUGGGGGCGACAUGGUCCACGUGAAAGAUUUUACCACCCAAGCCAUGAGAUUCGGACUGCUCUUUAACCAGGAGUAUACAACGCAUUCAGAAAUGAUUGCCAUAUAUGGAUUCUUCUUUGAGAUAAAGGGGAUCAAACAUGAUACUACCUCUUAUAGUUUUUACAUGCAGAGAGUAAGGCACACUGACUCGGGGUUCCCGUCCUUGCUCUGUGAGCAUGGCCCCGUUAGCCUGAGAGCAGAGCGCUUGGUGAGGUACGAGAUCAGAGCCCAGACCCUGGUGGAUGGCAAGUGGCAGGAGUUCAGGACCAACCAGAUCACCCAGAAGUUUGGAUUCGUCAAGCCAUCCUGCAAAAGCCAUGCCUUGAAAGUCCAAACUGUGGGCAUCCCAAUCUAUGCAAGUUUUUCAUUCAUCUUCCCAAUAUCUUGACAAUUUCCAGAAGAAUCUACGGGAUUUCUUUUCUUCCACCAGUCU